Molecule: messenger RNA, 387 nt
Organism: Arabis nemorensis
Lineage: Eukaryota; Viridiplantae; Streptophyta; Magnoliopsida; Brassicales; Brassicaceae
Source: the annotation of a GenBank genome assembly
AUGUCCCCUCCUCUUGAUUCAGUGAGCUUUCGGUUUGUCGCCGACGAGAUCCUAGGAUCUUCUUCAACCUCCACCGACGACGUGUUUGAGCCUGUUCCUAUGGAUGUCUUCCCGCCUCCUUCCUCCGCGCCGACAAACAAGUCAGAUCUGUUCAGUCUCCUCGCUUACCGUCGGUGGAAGUCUCCUCCAACGCUUUUGAACCCUCUUCGUCCACCGGAACCGCCGGAUUUACCCUCCCCACCGGAUCUGGCGGAUCUACCCUCUCCAUCUCGGCCACCAUCCUUCCUUCUAGUUCCUCGGAGUUUCUCGUCUGCUGCUCCGAUGACGGCAUCUUCACCGGUAAACUCUUCCUUUCCGAUGAAUCUCUCUAGUGCUCACGCAUCUUGA